Apodemus sylvaticus (European woodmouse) is the source of this 1009-nucleotide messenger RNA. It is a transcript of the gene Tpsg1, whose product is annotated as tryptase gamma 1. The record is from RefSeq and is a predicted model, not a curated record. Gene Ontology annotation, molecular function: serine-type endopeptidase activity. The transcript is spliced from 6 exons. Bases 1 to 963 code for a protein of 320 amino acids. Gene Ontology annotation, biological process: proteolysis. Lineage: Eukaryota; Metazoa; Chordata; Mammalia; Rodentia; Muridae.
AUGGCUCUGGGGCCCUACUGUGGCUUCCUACUGCUUCUGGCUGUUUCUGGCAUCUCCCAGGAAACUCUACGGUCAGGGUGUGGCCAGCCCCAGGUUUCACACGCAGAAAGUCGAAUCGUGGGAGGGCAUGCCGCCCCGGCUGGCACAUGGCCAUGGCAGGCUAGCCUCCGUCUGCAUAAGGUGCACGUGUGUGGAGGGUCCCUGCUCAGCCCAGAAUGGGUGCUCACAGCAGCCCACUGCUUCUCUGGGUCUGUGAACUCGUCGGAUUACCAGGUGCACUUGGGAGAGCUGACGAUCACGCUGUCACCCCAUUUCUCCACUGUAAAACGGAUCAUCAUGUAUUCUAGCCCCCCAGGACCACCAGGGUCCAGUGGGGACAUUGCCCUGGUGCAGCUGGCUACCCCGGUGACCCUUUCCAGCCAGGUCCAGCCUGUGUGCCUCCCAGAGGCCUCAGCUGACUUCUACCCUGGGAUGCAGUGCUGGGUGACAGGCUGGGGCUAUACUCGGGAGGGAGAGCCUCUGAAGCCCCCAUAUAACCUUCAGGAGGCCAAAGUCUCUGUGGUGGAUGUAGAGACCUGCAGCCAGGCUUACAGCAGCCCUAACGGCAGCCUCAUCCAGCCAGAUAUGCUAUGUGCCCAGGGCCCUGGGGAUGCCUGCCAGGAUGACUCUGGAGGGCCACUAGUCUGCCAGGUGGCUGGGACCUGGCAGCAGGCCGGCGUUGUCAGCUGGGGUGAGGGCUGUGGCCGCCCUGACCGCCCUGGCGUCUAUGCGCGGGUUACUGCCUACGUAAACUGGAUCCACCACUACAUCCCGGAAGCAGGGGGCUCAGGAAUGCGAGGGAUGCCCUGGACUCCUCUCCUGGCUGGCCUCUUCUUGCCAAGCCUCUUCCUGCUGGUGGUCUCUGGAGUCCUGAUGGCCAAGCACUGGCUGGGCUCUCCCUCCCACCCAGCCUCAGAGCUCUGACUGAGGUGUCGCAACCCAAGUGUCUUUCUUAAAUAAGUUAGUGUUU